AUGGAGACUUAUGGGUUGCGGCCGCGGCCACGGGGGCCACAGCUGCAUCAUCGUUUGCAACGAGUCAUUAAAUGGAAAUGGGGCGGCGAGGACAGGGCCAACUACAUGGAUCCCUCCAUUUACAGGGCAGUCCUCUCGGGCGACACCGCUGCCUUCCAAUGCAUCUUAGACCAACAUCCAGACCUCAUCGAUUGUCUAGACCAGGUAGCGACCUCCCGCGGAGAGACUGUACUUCACAUCGCUGCGAGGCUGAACCACACCCAACUUCUGGAACACCUCCUCGCUAGAUUCCCAGCUCUAUACUCGACCGUCAACUCCAACGAAGACCACCCUCUCCACGUCGCGGCCGCAGCCGGCCAUUUGUCUGCCGUCGAGUGCUUGAUCAGAGACAGAGCCAGUGACCGGCUAACGGUCGAGAAUAUUGAGCUUUUCUUGAAAUCCGGUAAUAUAAAGGGGAACACUGCGUUACACGAGGCCGUACAGAGCCAUAACUACGAGGUGGCUAAGUUUCUGUUCACGGUGGCGCCUGAACUCUCCUAUUCGUUGAAUUCAGAUAACGUGUAUCCUCUGUAUAUGGCGGCUGAAACAGGAAAUGAGGAGCUCGUUGAGCUUAUGCUGCAAUACAUUGUUUCGAUCCCCGAUUAUCAAAACCCAGAUGGGCCACCAAAAAUAGCGUUAUUGACUGAAGGGGGUUCACUUGUCCAUGCUGCCAUUAGAAAUCGGAAUCAAGGUUAUCUUGAUGGAGUUCUCUUCAUAGUGGAGAGAUUUGCUGACCACACAUACUGGAGAGAUCCCUUCGGCUGGUGCUGUCCCAUUCACAUGGCAGCCAUGAAAGGCCACGUAGAAGUCGUCCGAGAGUUCCUAGAACGUUUCCCUGAUUCGAGAGAGCUACUAAACGGGUCCGGUCAAAACAUCCUUCAUAUGGCCGCCGAGAGUGGCAGAGCCAAGGUUGUUAGCUAUAUUCUCCAAUUGCCGGAGCUUGAGAUGCUUCUCAACGAAACAGAUAAAGAAGGAAAUACCCCACUACAUUUGGCCACCAUUGUGGCUCAUCCAAAGGUUGUGAGUAUUCUCACAUGGGACAAGAGAGUUAGGUUAGACCUAAAGGAUGAUAAAGGUCACACCGCCAUGGAUGCUGCGCUGAGGUCCUCCAACGAUGAUUGGCCAUCUUUCGACAGGGAUUUUUGCUCUCUUUCAGUGCGGCUAGCGUGGUUGGCAUUGAAACAUGCAAAUGCACCAAGAAGCAAGCAUAAUCCUACCAACCAGACACGAAGUCAUGAUAUAGACGAAUAUCUGCUAUCUAUUGCCCAGACACCAAAUCUUGAUGAUACGAUAGCGUCGUUCAUGUUGACGGCAACACUUAUUAUGACCGUGACAUUUGCUGCUGGUCUCGCAGUGCCUGGUGGAUUUAACGGCUCUGAUUCCAAUCCCAAGGGUAUGGCAAUUUUGGUCAAAAAGGCAGCAUUCCAGGCAUUUGUGAUCAUCAAUACAACGGCUUUUUACAGCUCCAUGGUGGCUGUCCUUGCACUCAUAUGGGCGCAAAUGGGUGAUUUGUAUCGAAUCAAAACUUUCCUCCGAUUGGCAGUUACAUUACUUGGUAUAUCUCUCACAACGGUCUCUCUGUCAUUCAUGGUGGGCGUUUCUCUUGUGGUGAGCAACCUCAGUUGGCUCCCUUGUGUUGUUUUAGUCGUGGGCUCUAUCUUCCUUUUUUCUGGCUUGACACUCUUGCUUCUGCUCUCUCUCCCGUCUUCCCUCAACCAUCAAGCAUUGCGCUACAUCGUUUACUAUCCAUUUUGUCUUCUGAUAUUUAUUGCCGACUUGAAUCCCCAAGGUCAUAUAGAUCCAGGUCGUCAAUUAGGUCUAGAAGAAGAUUCAGAUGGCGAAAGUUCAUGUUACAUGGUACGUGAUGAAGAUUUAGAUGGCGAAGAAUCAGAUCAUAACAGUGUAAGUGAUGAAGAUCCAGAUGGCGAAGAAUCAGAUCAUAACAGUGUAAGUGAUGAAGAUCCAGAAGACAGAAUCAGAUGA
Messenger RNA from Thlaspi arvense, 2022 nucleotides. NCBI's taxonomy places the organism in Eukaryota, Viridiplantae, Streptophyta, Magnoliopsida, Brassicales, Brassicaceae. The record is from the annotation of a GenBank genome assembly.